Gymnodraco acuticeps is the source of this 2388-nucleotide messenger RNA. RefSeq names its product optineurin (gene optn). Gene Ontology annotation, biological process: protein localization to Golgi apparatus; regulation of canonical NF-kappaB signal transduction; Golgi ribbon formation. The transcript has 13 exons. Gene Ontology annotation, molecular function: K63-linked polyubiquitin modification-dependent protein binding. Lineage: Eukaryota; Metazoa; Chordata; Actinopteri; Perciformes; Bathydraconidae. The coding region runs from base 163 to 1764 and encodes 533 amino acids. The record is from RefSeq and is a predicted model, not a curated record. Gene Ontology annotation, cellular component: nucleus; Golgi apparatus; cytoplasm.
CGCUCACCGGAAGUGCUCUGUUUCUCGACGUUGAUCCACAAGCAGCAGCACCUGAAGGUUGACAGACUGUCCGGCUGUCCUGUUGUUGUUGUUGUUGUUGUUGUUGUUGCUGUGAAACUCUGACCAUCAGACUGACAGCAGCUACAGGUCCUCAGCAGCAUCAUGGCGUUUGAAGGCCCUGUGAUGAAUGGCGACAUAACUCGCUCUCACACUGAGUGCGGCACACAGGAGGAAACCCUGACGCAGAUGAACAAGCUCAUCCAGGAGAACCGGGACCUGAAAGAGGCCCUGCAGCAGACCAACAUGACGAUGAAGGAGCGUUUUGAGGGUCUGUCAGCGUGGCGGGAGAAGCAGAAGGAGGAACGGAGCUUCCUGGAGUGCAAGCUGGAGGAAGCUCGAGGGCGCAUGGAGGCGCUGAUAGUCCAAAACCAGGAGCAGGAGGCGGGGGGGGCAGGAGGUGGUCUGCUGGCUGCGUCGUCCAAUCACAGUGCGGAGCUGGACGCCCUGCGUGCCCAGGUUGCUCGCCUGCAGGCAGAGAAGAACGACCUGGUGGCCAUGAACUCUGAGCUGCAGCUGAAGGCCGAGCAGGACUCGCAGGACUCCUUCAUCGAGGUCUUCAACGUGUCCGAUGGAGGUGUGGACGGCGUGAACAGUGUGUGUGGUUUGGAGCGCAGCAGACACUCGGAGCUGAGCAUGACGGGGUCCCGGCUGGAGGGCGAGGAGACCACCGUCAGCCAGCUGCUGCAGUCUCUGAGGGACGAGACGCAGCACGCCGAGGGGCUAAGGACCCAGCUGCAAUCUGCCGCCGCCAGAAUAAAGGAGCUGGAGGAGAGGAAGUCUAUUGUGGAUGAAUCAACACAGACCACCCAAGCAGAGCCCACAGAGCCCAAGCAGGAUUCUGGGAAAGAAGAAAAGGCAGCAUCUGAGGUGGAGAACAUGAAGUCUCAGAUGAUGACGCUGUUCAAAGAACUGCAGCAUGCCCAGUCCAAGCUCGAUGAAGCAGAAGGCAUGAAGAAGAACCUGCAGGACCGAUGUCGGGAGGUGGAACAGGAUGUUGUCACUCUGAAGGCUCAGCUGGCCGACAAACAGGAAGUGCUUUCUGUCAACGAGCGGCUGAAGCUGCAGGUGGACAGCAUGCAGGCUCAGAACCUGAUGGAGCAGAGGAAGACUGAAGAGGAGAGGAACAACAUGGCCCUUCUGAAGGAUGCCUACACCAAGCUGUUUGAAGACUACGAUGAACUCAAAGAGGAGAAGAAGAAGAGAGAGUCUGUGCUGGUGGCGAAGGAGGUGGCGGAGCAGCUGCAGGAACGUCUGACUGCCGCCGAAGAGGCCCUGGCUGCUAAACAGAACCACAUCGAUGACAUGAAGCAGGAAAUGUUCAAGAAGGAGGAGGAGCUGGGGACCAUUUCCGUGUUCAAGGCUCAGGCUGAGGUCUACUCCUCGGACUUCUACGCAGAGCGGGAAGCGAGGGAGAAACUCCACGAGGAGAGGGAGCGUCUGGCUGCCCAGCUGGAGUAUGUGAAGAAGCAGAACAACCAGCUGCAGGACGAGAUGGACUCGAUGGGCCGGCGCUCGCUGACCGAGAUGCAGCAGAGACAUGUGUCACUGGGAGGAAGUCCACACGGAGCCGGAGCCUCUCUGGUUGGGAGAGGAACUGACUGGCAUCAUCAGGGGAAUAUUCCCGAACACGCCUGUCCGAAGUGCAAUGAGGUCCUGCCAGACCUGGACUCCCUGCAGAUCCACAUCAUGGACUGCAUCAUCUAGAAAACCACCAUUACAAGCUUCAACAACAAUAAUCUGAGACUUCCUCUUCUUUAUCUGUACCUCUGUACAUCUGGUAUAGCAACACAACUUCAUUUAAAUAUAAUUGAGGAUUGCUUAUAAAAAUGUGGACAAUAACAAAAUACUGGGUUUUCUUUUUCUUUUGUUAUUUGACUGGAACCAAGCUGUAGAUGAACAGUUCAAACCCUUUGAUACGAUUUGAGCAAUGAGCUGUCUGUCAUGCACACUUAAAAUAAAUUCAGCCUUUACAGUUGUUAUUGGUUAACCAAUUAUUUGGUUGCAGAAUGCUAUUUUUUUGUAUUGUCUUGAAAUUCCUAAUCUUUGUUUCCUUUGAGAAGACAUUUUAGCUAAUGGUUGUUGGUGGUGGUGGUGGUGGUGGGAAAGACAGCACAAAACAUGUAGGCACUUUAUUAUAAAGAAAAUAUACGAGGUAUUUUAUUUUGACUCAGUGUAAAUUAAAAUGCAAUGUAUUUAACUUGUUAAUCAGCCUAUCACUGUGUAUGGUAGCUUUUAUAUGUCUAUAAGCAGGAGGCAUCAAUACCCUGCUGAUUAUAGGAGAAAUUCUGAUUCUGUUGUAAUUCUCUGAAAUAAAAAGAUCUGCUAAUU